ACACGUCGGGGGGGACAGGGGCUCCCACGCUCAUUAGCACCCCCACCUGAGCGGGCUGUGCCACCCCCAGCCAUGUCCCUGACGGACAGCACCGACAGCAGCUGCGAGAGAGCCGUGUCCAUCCUUUGGGGGUGCGAGCUGAGCAGCGGCCGGAGCUCCUUCACCUUCCAGGUGCCCGAGGACUGGCGCUGCGAGCAGCAGCUGGUGCUGCGCACGAUCUGCCUGGGGGAGACGGCGCGGGAUGAGUUCCACGUGGUGGAGGUGGUGACCGAGGACGGCGGCGGCCGCCCCCCGGUGCCCCUGGCCACGCUGAAGCCGUCGGUGCUGCCCACGGCCACGCUGGCGGGAGUAGAACUGACCCCACCCGUGACUUUCCGGCUGCGAAGCGGCUCCGGUCCUGUCUAUGUCAGCGGCCAGCACGUGUCCCUGACAAACUUCAGCUCGGAGGAUGAGGAUGAGGAAGAGGAAAUAGUAGAGGAGACCCCCGAGAAGCCCCCCAAGGCCUGGAGUGGCCGGAAAGGCGGCGCCACCAAGAAAAGGAAGCUGGAAAAGGAGGAUGAGCCGAACAGCCUGGCCCGUGAGGAUCCCCUUCCCCCCAAGGGGCGCGGGGCCGGCCGGGGCAGGAAAGCAGCACCGAAGAAAUAA
Molecule: messenger RNA, 645 nt
Organism: Pseudopodoces humilis (Tibetan ground-tit)
Lineage: Eukaryota; Metazoa; Chordata; Aves; Passeriformes; Paridae
Source: RefSeq, a predicted model, not a curated record